Molecule: messenger RNA, 8087 nt
Organism: Myxocyprinus asiaticus (Chinese sucker)
Lineage: Eukaryota; Metazoa; Chordata; Actinopteri; Cypriniformes; Catostomidae
Exons: 13
Coding region: 427-5934 (1835 amino acids)
Source: RefSeq, a predicted model, not a curated record
ACACCACCUUCCGGCGCCCGCAGCGAGUUUGUGUGAGCCAGUCAUGCGAUAGUGUUCAUAGAAAGACCGCACACUUUUGCCAGAUAACCCGUCGGGGCCAGCGUUAGUAUAAUAAAGAAUAGUGUCCCGGUAAGAACCGUACAGGACAGAGCACCCAAAUAACGAGCGAGUCACCGGAGGAUAAGCCGACCACAGACCGCGGUCAACUGGACGCUUCAGUCUUUCCCGACAGGACACUAGCGAGGAUUGCUUGAGCUCACAUCCCAAAGAGCACACACGCAGGUGGGACAGACAGACAGACGUCUAUUGGAAGUUCUUGAUAAGAGUCUGGCUCCGCCUCCUCUCUAUAUGAUAUGACAUCACUCUGCGGUUACCACAGAAACCAGGGCUCCACUGCAGACGGUUGACAACCAGGCAGGUGGUGUGAUGGCUGCCCAGGUGGAGGUUGAUGCUGGGCGGCCAAGCAUGGUUGGGGGUCGUCUCCACCUCAGCCCUCUCAUAGACUCUAGCAACAAGAACUUGUUGGAGGGUUCCGGUGGUCCCCAGGGGCCCCUUAUCAUUUCCUCAGAACCUAGCAAGCCUGUCCCAGGCCCCAAGCCCAGACUUACCCCAAAACCUUUUGCUCUGGAGAAAAAUCCUACUAUACGACCUAUCCUUGCUCCCAAACCACAGCCAAAACCUAAAUCUGAAUCCACUCGGUCAGCCUCCUACAAGCCAGACCCGCCCAGCACACCAAAACCACAGCUAGCAAGUAAACCAACUCUACCAUCCACAAAUCAAAAUCUGCCUGAAUCCAAUGCCUUUAAAACAAGCCCUAAGCCCAGUACAUGGCAAACAAACAAACCAGUGGCACAUCCCUUCAAACCAGCAUCUACCAUUGCCUCCAACGAUUCCAACAAAUCCACAACACCCCAAACUAGGGAUGUACUGCGAAGAACAAGUUUUGGAGCCACUCCAGCUAGACCCAGGACUGAUGUUCACGCCUCCACUCCAGAUGCAGAUUGGCCUUUUGCUUCAUGGAAUAAACAACCUGGUUCUUCAAUCACUCGUGCUAAAUCAAUGGGCUACCUAGCAGAGGCUGGGCUGAAUUAUGAGGACAGUAAACAGGAUACUGGUGCCAAGGAGGACUCUUCUCCUGCUGCUCUUCGGCCCCAAUCUAAAGGUUCAAAACCCAGGCCAGUGUCAGCUGUGUUUCUCCCAAAUCCACCACAGUCUAAGCCUGAGGCGGAAACCCCUACACCUGCCCCUCGUUGGGCAGAAAGGCGACCUCUUUCCUCUGACCUUACCUCAAAGUUUGAGUCAAUUGGGCUGUCCCUACACCGGCGACCUGCCAAGGAGGACAGCAAAGAGAACACUCCAGAAACACCACAGAGAGAGAAAGAAAAUGGUGCUGAAAAGGCAGAAGGGCUGAAAAAGCCCCCUGAGACUGAGAAAAGGAGUCAAAAGAUGGAAUCAAAAGAUGAUGACUCUAAACCUGAGGAUGAAGGAGGAAGCAGUAUAAAAAGGCGCAUCAGCCUGCUUUUGGACUCCUCUUCCUCACCCUUCUCAGUGGCACAUGUGGAUACUCAAGGGACUGAGCCUCGUUCACCAUCGCUGUCCAUCUCAGACACUGAUGGAGCUGUGGGUGUGAAACAGCGGAUCAAAGAACUGACUGAAGAAGUGCCUACUACGCCAUCACUGCCCCAGAAGCCGCAAUAUAAGCCACGCAACUUAGUGUCUGACCGCACUAAAAGAUUUGAGGCAGAGCAUGACAGCCUUUGUUCCAGUGAGCCUAGAGGUUCCGAGGAGGUUGAGGAAGAUCUUAGCAAAAAGUUCGAAGGACAGUUCAACAAACAGGAGGAAAGAAAGACAUCAUCCCUGGGUGCUCAAGACUUUCCCACCCACUCUACUUUUAAUAGUGAUGGAGUGCAAACGGUACGAGCAGCUAUGUUUGAGAAUGUGGUGGAGAGGCAUAGUGUUCAAGUGAUUGAGGAUAGUGCCUCACAAGGCCCAGGAACACAGCAGGAAAGCACAGUUGUACCCAUGCCCAGACGGAACCACUCUUUGCGGAUUCGGGACAACACCUUUAAAGCUCUUGACGAUGAUGGUCCUGGUAGUUUAGUUAAAGCAACCUAUAGAGAGCAAUUUUCUCCUUCCAAUCCUGUAUGUGUGGAGCAUGUCUUUGACACUGUUGCUUUGUUUGGAGAAAGCCGUGCUGUUAGUGAAGCUUUACCAACUGCUCAGCUUGAGGAUAGAGCUCUCACUCUUCGUUCACGGCGAUCAGCUCCCCAAGGGGAAGUGGACAGACUUCCACCCGAGAUGAGUAACUUGAUAAAGGAUGAAGAGAGUACAUCUGCUGCCCCUCCAAUGGAGCCACGCAUUCCUCGUUACCUCCGAGUGGGGGCGCUACAGAAAUGGACUGACACAGAGGUGAACCGAGAGAUGGGAGCUGAGAGGGAGCGACAAAAAGAGAUGGUGAGAAAGAUGGAAGAAGAGAUACAAAGGCAGAUGGAAUUACACAUGUCUGCAGCAGCAGCAUUGGAGGAAGAGGAGGAAGAGAGCGAAACAGAAAGGAAGAAACUGAUAGAAGCACAAAGAGAGAGGGAGAGGGAACGAGAGGAAGUUGCAGCUCCCAAGCGGCCUAAGAUGCUAGACACAGAAGAGCAAAUGAACAAACCUAGAGCCACAUACUUUGCUCUGACUGGUCAGAUUCAAGAGCCUGUGCACCAAGGUGAGAUGUUGGAUGAGGAUGUGAUCUUUGGGAGAGGUAAACAAGGAUGGAUGGGUGGAAAGGACAGUGGGAUGAAUGAGUUGCCAUUUGAUGAAUUCUCUGUUAGAACAGGGCAGUGGGGUCCUCAGGAUACAUUUGCUCCAUUCAAAAGAAAUCCUACAUUAGAUGCUGCCAUGCAGAGAGAUUUGCAAGAGGAACUACAUAUUAAUGACACUAGAAAGAAGAUAGAUCACAGAUUGCAAGAAAGGGAACGACAAAAGGCAAUCAGGGAAGAGAUGGAAAUAGAGAGAAAAAGACUAGAGUUUGAAAAGAUGAAAGAAUUGGAAAGGCAGCAAGAAAUGAAGAAACGGAGAGACUUGGAGAUCAAGAAACAAAAGGAAAUUGAGAGAGAAAAGAGAAAAGAAAUGGAUAUACUGAAAGAGAAGGAGAGACAGAAAGAGUUGGAAAGACAAAGAGAGCAAGAGAGGGAGAGACAGAGAGAACUGGAGAGACAAAGAGAAACUGAAAGACAGAAGCAGCGAGAAAAGGAACGACAGAAACAAAUUGAAUAUGAGAGAAUGAAGGCUGUGGAAAAAGAGCUUGAGCAGCAGAGAGAGUUUGAAAGGCAACGGCAAAAAGAGUUUGAGCGAGAGAAAGAGAGAAUGCUUGACCAGGAGAGGAUUAGUCUUAGAGAAUUUGAAAAACAGAUGGAGAUGGAGAAAGAAAGAGAGAGACAACUGGAGUUGGAGAGACAGAGGGAAGUUGAGAGGCAAAAGCAGAGAGAACUUGAAAGAAAAAGAGAGAUGAAGAGGCUGAAGGAGUUAGAAAGGCAGAGGGAAUUGGAGAGGCAACAAGAGCUGGAGAAACAGAAAGAGAUGGAGAAGGAAAGACAGAGACAGUUGGAAAGGCAAAGAGAUCUGGACAGACAAAGGGAGCUUGAGAGGCAACAAGACCUGGAGAGACAACAGGAGAUUGAAAGACAGAGAGAGAUAGAGAGGCAGAAAGAACUUGAAAGACAUAAACAAAAAGAGCUGGAGAUUGAGAGAUGGAAGCGUCAGAAAGCAGAGGAGAGGGAGAACAGGAGAGAGCAGGAGGAACUUGAGAGGAUAAAGGAGCUUGAGAGACGACAGCUUCUUGAUUUUGAGCUGCACAGACAGCGAGAAAGGCAACUCCAGCAAGAGCAAGGGAAAAAGAGAGGGAAGGAUACAAAGGAAAGAGAGGAGGAGAGAUAUCAGCAUCCUGAACGACAAAGAGGAGUAGAACGUCAGUGGCGGGAGGCAGAGCAAGAAAAAAUACCUACGUCUCCACUUCGGCCCAAAGUUCUAGAUAUAGACUCUGUCUCACUGGGUGUUUGGACUGGUCGAGACAGCCACGAGAACAGUCCCACAGCCCGAUGGAAACAGCCCUCACUUUGUGUUGAUGAGCCUUACAAACCAGCCAUCUUGGACAUCGACUCAUUCAGGAGCCAAACCCAACCCAAUACAUUCCCUGUAACAAGCUUUGGAGGUUUAGAGUCAGAAAGUGUUGGCUCAAUGAUUCAAGCUCGUCCACAGGCCAUACAGCAGAAUCUUCUCCAGCCCCACCCAGUGCCUCAAGUUCAGUCUCCUUCUCAGACCCAGUUCUACCCUCAGUCCCAGGCUUUCUUCCAGCCCUCACCUGGAGAACGGAUGAGAACUCUACUCCCGCAACCUCUGCAACCUCAAAUUCUGCACCAAGCCCAGCCUCAUUCGCUGCCUCUUGCUACAGAAAGAUCUAAGCCACAAUCUCACUCAUUUAUUGAGCCCAGUUCAGCAUUACCCCAUGCACAAACUGAUGUUUGGGGACAGACUCAAGUAGUGUUGGCUGUAGAUGAGCCUCUUUGGGUGUCAGCCAUGGAGGGAUCCAGAAGGCCCAUUAGCACCAGACCGUCCAACUUUGAGCAACAGCUCUUGCGACAAGAAGAAAGAGGUACCAAUUUGACACCAACUUCUACCUCCACCAUAUCUCCCAUCUUUACUCCUGUACAGCAUCCCUCUCUUGCACCACCCAUGGUUUCCAUUCAAACUCCAACGCUGGUUGUUCCAUCAAGUCUUGGACCCUCUGUAGCCCCUAUCCUGACCCCAGAAAGAUACUGGACCUCAUUGCCUUUGAAUGGAGGGUCCAGUGAGUCUUUGUUCCCUUCUUCUGCAACACCUUUAGCUAGGAAAGAGUCUUCUGUACCCAGUAGUCAAGUAGCUACCUCCUCUGUCACUGAUCCUAUAUGGAGCCCAAACUGGGAGCUGGUAUCCCAGGGACAGAGAGAGAACCGUGCACCACACAGUGACAAAGGACAACAGAAAUUGCGAUCAAGGAGUAUGUGUCGAAGGUCUGCCCCCAUUGAAAAUUCUGCUGAUGCCCCACUUGUCCACAUGAGAACUCGCAGAAGUCGCAGUGCACACAGAGAAAGAGAUGGAGAGAGCUCGGAGCUGGUAAAGCAGUGUUUUAGUGGACACAAGGAGAAUAAAGACACAGACAAUCUGGUGCAAGAGGCAGACAGUCAAUAUGGCACAUGGGAGACAGGACUUCGCACAGAUGACAGUCUCACUCCACCUACACCUUCAUCUGAAGGCAACCUCACCCCAGCUUCACGGAAGCCCACACCACUGCACACAUCUGAACAACCCCUUCUUAUUGACACACCUGAUGGCUCAACCCCGUCAACUCAUGAGCAGACGGACCUAGCACCUUUCCCAGAGACGGCCACAACACUGUUAGACUCUAGUGCACUACGGGCUAGGGUUCAGUUGAGCAAGAAGUCUCGCAGAGCCCCGCCCUCUCGGGCUGCCCGUCACAGCGCCCUCUUAUCACAGGUACCUGAGGGAACUGGAGUAGGAACUGAUGAGUGGCGCUACAGGGACUCGACAGAUGAGAAGGCUGAUUGUUUUAAGCAAGAGGAGGAAUCAGACUCUGAGGAACAGGCCAAGGAAAUCGAGGCCCAUACAUCCUCAAUCUCCUCUCAGCCUCAGAGAGUGGCUCUCUUCCCUGGCAUGGACCCUUCUGCCCUGAAGGCCCAGCUGAAGAAGAGAGGAGAGUCAGAAAAUCAGACAGAUGGCCCCUCACCCUCUCAGCCCUCACGCUCACCCAAAUCUCCAUUCUUGCCUCGAGCUGCCCGUGUGCUUCCCUCUGCUGGUGGCAAAGAGAAUCGAGAGGAGUCCUCACCUCAGUGGCUGAAAGAACUAAAGACUAAGAAACGAUUGAGUCAGUAUGAAACCGAUAGUACAGCCUGAAGAAGCAGCAUUUCAGGAUGCCUUAUAACUGCAGUACCUGUAGCUGUAACACGUGACAGAAGCCUUAACAUUUGACCUGGAGUUGACGGGAAUCUGCUGCUGCUGACUACGACAUUGUUGUGUGUUUGUUUAUUUGUCGAUCUUCCCCUCCGACCUGAGUCGUGUACAUGUGCAUGGUGCCUUUCUAAAAGAUUUCUGGCUGAUGUAAAGUACAAAGCAGAGAUCUGUGUGUGAAAGUGUGUGUCCAUGUUGUAUGUGCUGGAUUUGUAUCUCUUAAGCCCUUUGUCAUGAGAGAAUUAUUUUUACAAAGAGCCACUUUAACCUCUAGUGAGCAAAAGAUCAGAAUUUAUGGUGGAACUGAUGGUUGAGUCGACCUGUGGGACCACACACACACUGCAAAAAAAUAAACAUUUUAAUCUGUAUUUUUGUCUUGUUUUCCAGUAAAAAUAUCUAAACAUCAUUGAAACAAGUAAAGUUUUCCACGAGAAGUAAAACUGCAUAAGAAGUUACUACUUUUUUUUAGAGAGAGAAUUUAUCUUGGAUUAAGUGUAUUUUUCUUACCCCAGUGAAGAAGAAAUGUAGUUAAAUGUAUAUUAUUUGAAAACAAGUCUUAUUAUCUUACACAGUUUUACUCAAGUGAAUGUAUCUUGUUUUUAAGGAGGUUUAAAUAUUUUUACUGGAAUACAAGGCAAAAAAAAAAACAAAAAAAACAUUAAGAAAAUGAUUUUCUUUGCAGUUCAUCUACAGUAACCUGAAGUGCUUCAUUUAACUUGAGUAUGGACCGGUUAUUGAUGUUAGAUUAUUUGUAUAUUUUAUCUGUUCAUAUUAGUUCAGAUUUCAUAAUUUUUUGUAUGAUUGUUUGUUUAAUUCCCAAUGUUUUUGUUCAGUUGAUGGUUAUAGGCAUCAGUUGCACUGCAUUUUCAUAGACAUCAUGAUUUAUUUCACGACUGGAAUAGUCAACAAAUCAUUGCUGAGCUAGCCUAAAAACAGACUGUAUAGAAAGUGUAUUUAGUUAUGAAAAAUUUUAAUAUAGUCACAAAAUGUUAUAUUUGUAUUAAUGCUUGUUUGAAAGAGUUAUUGCCAGAGGAAAAUGGUAUACAUUUAAUAAUCAACAGGAACAAUCCACACAUAUCUUAGACUCAGAUUUUUCUAUAUUUAAGAAGACCUGAGUUCCUAUGAGUUGUGUGUGUGUGUGUGUGUGUGUUUUAUUUUGUGAAUGCAAGGUUGAGAGCGUGGGAGUUUGGAUGGGCUACUGAAUGCACCAAGUGCAUCAUUUUUUGCUCACGUCUUCACUCUAGAUUUUGUUCAGAUUUGGGGCUCUCACAUAUAUUUACAGGACUGUGUGCUGCCUCAGUCUAACUGGAUGGCUGUUUUACAAUCAUUUGUUUAGCGUACUGCAUUCCAUUAUGUUCUCAUUUGCAUGAGCAUUCCAUGAUAACAUCAUGAUUCGAAAAAAAAAAAAAAUAGCAAUUUCAGCGCAUGUACAAUCAGUCAUUCCCUUUAUUACACUUAAUUUUCUUAUUUUUUUAUUUGACAUCCCAUUACUUUUCUUGCUUUAAUUAAGGGCCAAAAAUGAAUGGUAAAAAAAUUGCACAACGUUAAUCUAUCCUGUAGACCAAUUCUCCUCUUCCCUUACAAUGUUUGUAAUAAUGAAUGAAUAUACAAAGGGAAAAUGUUUCAUUUGUGUCCCUCACUCUAGGUCACACAUCUUGAAGCUUGUUCUGUUCUUGUUUACUAGUUCAAGGGAAUUUUGAAAAUGUCAAAGUACUGUAAGCAUUGUUCACAUGACAUUGCACAUUUGUUGUCACCAUAUUUUUGAAAAACCCAGAGCCAUGGUGCCACUCCAACCUAAAGUUCCGUCAACAAGCACUUUUCACCUGUUAACGAACAGCUGUACUGACCAGUAGUCACUUUUUUUAACGCAUGAGUCCUCACCUGUCAACGUUGUGAUGUUCGUUUGUAGGUGAGUAAUGUGUCCUAUGGUUAUUAUAAUUUUUUCUAAUAUCAGCUUUUCUCUGUCUGCCUAUAUGUGUUAUAGUCUAAGGGUAAAUUGUUCAUAUUAUUUUAAAUUUGUCUGUAAAAAUGUUUAUUGCACUGUGCUGUAAUGCAGUGUCCAAGACUGUAAGUUCAUAAUAAAAUUGACUAUGAAUUGG